This is a messenger RNA of Penaeus indicus, 3351 nucleotides long. RefSeq names its product serine-rich adhesin for platelets-like. The record is from RefSeq and is a predicted model, not a curated record. The coding region runs from base 1 to 3351 and encodes 1116 amino acids. Lineage: Eukaryota; Metazoa; Arthropoda; Malacostraca; Decapoda; Penaeidae. The transcript has 8 exons.
AUGGAUUCAACAGUUACCAGCAGACCGACAAGUUCAACAACUACAACCAAAAUUGCAGCUUCGACAGAGAAGGAAGCAAAAUCAACAGUCACAGCUGAGUCUACCACCUCGACAAGGAGAAUAACUGAAACUUCAGUUACAAUUGAACCUGCACGCUUAAUACAGAAAUCAACAGAAAUAAUAACUAAUACUGAACUCUUAAUAUCGACAGCAGAAUCAGUGUCUCCUGAACUUACAGCUACAAUUAACCCUGCAAUCUUGACAGAAAUUACUACUGAAACAUUAGUUACAACUAAACCUACAAGCCCGACAGAGAUGAGCAUUGAGACCGAGACCGAGAAAACUAAUUUGAUAACUACAGUUGAAUCUACAACCCCAACACAAAGCUUUCUUCAAGCAACUGGUGCAACCAGAGUUAUACCCUCGACAAUGAAGGCAACAAAAUCAGUAGCAACAACUGAUUUUAUAAAUGCAGAUAAAAGUACACAGCCAACAGAAACGAGUCCACCUGAAACUACAACCUCGACAGACAGGAUAAGCAAAUCUACAAGCAGCACUGAGCACAGAACUCAAUCAGAGGGAACGUCGACAGAAAACAAUACUUCAACGACAGCUUCACUUGAACUGUCAAGCUCGGCAGAAAAAACAGCUAUAACAAAGUGGGUAACAGAAUCAAUAUCUACAGCAAAAUCACCAUCUACAACAAAAUCAACAUUUGCAACAGAAUCGCCAUCUACAACAAAAUUACAGUCUAGAACAGAAUCACCAUCUAUAACCGAAUCAACAUCUAUAACGGAAUCAUCAUCUAUAACAAAAUCACAAUCACCAACAGAAUCGCAUUCUACAACAGAAUCUCCAUCUACAGCUGAAUCACUAUCUACAACAGAAUCAUUUACAACAGAAUCCACAUCUACAACAGAAUCAACAUAUACAAUAGAAUUAACAUCAACAGAAUCAACACCUACAAAAGAAUUACCACUUGUAUCAACAUCUACAACAGCAUCUACAUCUGCAACAAAAUCAACAUCUACACCAGAAUCAACAUCUACAGCAGAAUCAACAUCUGCAACAGAAUUAACAUCAAUGGUAUUAACAACUACAGCAGAACCACCAUCUAGAAAACAAUUAACAUCUACACCAGAAUCAACAUCUACAACAGAGUCAAUAUCUAUAACAGAAUCAACAUUUACAACAGAAUUAACAUCAAUAGAAUCAACACCUACAACAGAAUCAAAAUCUAAACCAGAAUUAUCAUAUACGACAGAAUCAACCACAACAAAAGAAUCAAUAUCUAGAACAGGAUCAACAUCUAUAGCAGAGUCAACUUCUAUAACAGAAUUAUCAUCUGCAACAGAAUCAACAUUUACAACAGAAUCACCAUCUAGAACAGAAUCAUCAUCUGCGACAGAAAUAACAUUUAUACCAGGAUCAACACCUGCAACAGAAUUAACAUCUAUAGCAGAAUCAACAUCUGCUACAGAGUCAACAUUUAUAACAAAAUCACCAUUUAUAAAAGAAUCAACCUCUACGCCAGAAUCAACAUCUAUAACCGAAUCACCAUCUAUAACAGUAUCAACAAUUACAACAGAAUCAAUAUCUGCAACCAAGUCAACAUCUAUAUCAGAAUCCUCAUCUAUAAAAGAAUCAACAUCUACGACAGAAUCAACAUCUGCAACAGAGUCAACAUCUAUAUCAGAAUCAUCAUCUAUAAAAGAAUCAACAUCUGCAACAGAGUCAACAUCUAUAUCAGAAUCCUCAUCUAUAAAAGAAUCAACAUCUACGACAGAAUCAACAUCUGCAACAGAGUCAACAUCUAUAUCAGAAUCAUCAUCUAUAAAAGAAUCAACAUCUACGGCAGAAUCAACAUCUAUAACCAAAUCACCAUCUAUAACCGAAUCAACAUCUACAACAGAAUCGAUAUUUAUGACAGAGUCAACAGUAUCAACAUCUCUAACAGAAUCAACAUCUACAACUGAGUUAACAUUAAUAACAGAAUCACCAUCAACAACAGAAUUAACAUCUACAAGAGAAUCAACAGAAUUAGUAAAAUCAGUAGGCACAACAUCCACAGAAGAAAUUACAACACAUGCAAAAAAAUCAACGACUAUAUCUGAAACUACAACCUCGACGGACAGGGUAACUAAUUAUACAAGUAGCACUGAAUACAGAACACCAACAGAGAUAAAAUCUGGAUCCGUGGCUAAAACUGCUCAUAUCCUCUCAUCAGAGAUGGCUACCGAAUCUAGAAUUACAACUGAACUUACAACUUUGAUAAAAGGGUCAACUAUAAUUUCACCUACAAGUUCAGCAGGAAAAACUUUAGAUUCAACAGCUACAACUGAACUUACAAGCAGUGAUGAACGCAUGACUCCAACAAAGGAGAAAAAAUCAACAGCUGGAAUUGAACAUACAGACUCGACAGAGAGGACAACUGAAUUUACAUUUGCAAUUGAAACCAAAGCGUCUAAUGAAAGAACGAUUUCAACGACAGGUUCAACCGAGCUAUCAAGCUCGACGGAGAAAAUAGGUGUACCUAAAUCUACAACUGAACCAACAGCUUUGACAAAGAGUGUAACAAAAUCAACAUCUACAACAGAAUUAACAUCUACAACAGAAUCAGCAUCUAUAACAAAAUCAAUAUCUACAACAGAAUUAACAUCUACAACAGAAUCAACAUCUAUAACAAAAUCAAUAUCUACAACAGAAUUAACAUCUACUACAGAAUCACCAUCUACAACAGAAUCACCAUCUACAACAGAAUCCCCAUCUACAACAGAAUCACCAUCUACAACAGAAUCACCAUCUACAACAGAAUCACCAUCUACAACAGAAUCACCAUCUACAACAGAACCACCAUCUACAACAGAAUCACCAUCUACAACAGAAUCACCAUCUACAACAAAAUCAACAUCUGCAACAGAAUCAACAUAUGCAACUGAAUCAAUAUCUACAACAGAAUCAACGUCUACAACAGAAUUAACAAUAAAAUCAGUUGACACAUCGACAAGAGAUAUUACAACACAAGCAAAAACUGAAUCUACAGUGUCAAAGGAAACAACUGAAUCGAGAGAAAAAAGUGAAUUUGCAGCAAGUUUGACGGAGGAAAUAACAGAAUCAACAAUGACAUUAGUACUAGCAAUAUCAACAGGAGUAAUAACUACGCUCGCAGAAAGUAUUUGCAUCAAUGGAACAAUUCAGAAUUGCGCCAAAUACAUUUUACGUACAUUCCUUAUAGAAAAGCGAAACCGAUUCACCAAGGAAUCCGAAGCUUCACAGGCUAGUUUGCUGGAACUUCAUAUAAGUCAACCGGUAAAGAUCGUCCCAGGUGUCAUGCACGGGGAAACGAGCUAG